Molecule: messenger RNA, 1838 nt
Organism: Xenopus laevis (African clawed frog)
Lineage: Eukaryota; Metazoa; Chordata; Amphibia; Anura; Pipidae
Gene: rcvrn.S
Product: S-modulin
Exons: 3
Coding region: 181-789 (202 amino acids)
Source: RefSeq, a predicted model, not a curated record
AUUCAGGUAAUAUCACAGAGUGAGCAGUGUCUUUGGCUGACGCUUAAACCUUUGUAAUCCUUAAAAAAGCUUUAUCUGGAUUUAAAUGCAUGCAGGAUGUCUGUGUCAUUACCUCCUUGAGUUUUGUGCUGUUCGACAACAGGAGACUUUUUCGCCUUUAGAUUCAAAUAUUUUUUCAGCAUGGGGAACAGCAAAAGUGGAGCGCUUUCCAAAGAGAUCCUAGAAGAACUACAACUCAACACCAAAUUCACCCAAGAGGAACUGUGCACAUGGUACCAGUCCUUUCUCAAAGAGUGUCCCACGGGAAGGAUCUCCAAACAGCAAUUCGAAGGCAUUUAUUCUAAAUUCUUUCCAGACGCAGACCCCAAAGCCUACGCCCGCCAUGUAUUUAGAAGUUUUGAUGCAAAUAACGAUGGCACCUUGGACUUUAAGGAAUACAUGAUUGCCCUUCACAUGACAUCUUCUGGCAAAACAAAUCAAAAACUGGAGUGGGCGUUUUCCUUAUAUGAUGUUGACGGUAACGGAACUAUCAACAAAUUAGAAGUUCUUGAAAUAAUUACGGCCAUAUUCAAAAUGAUAACUACUGAAGACCAGAAGCAUCUACCAGAGGAUGAAAAUACGCCAGAUAGGAGAACAAAUAAAAUAUGGGAUUUCUUUGGAAAGAAAGACAAUGAUAAACUCACUGAGGGUGAAUUCAUCCAAGGCAUCAUGAACAACAAGGAAAUUCUUCGCUUAAUUCAGUUUGAGCCCCAGAAAGUAAAGGAAAAGCUAAAAGAGAAAAAGCAUUAAAUGACGAGCCCCAGCCAAAAACCAAUUUUCCUAAGACUGUUCAAUUCACAAUGUUACCUACUUACUAUGCUAUCAAGGCCAUCACAGAUUCCAGCAAUAUAGGAACUGAUCUGAAACCCUUGUUGUCCUUAAUCUACAUUAACACAAUACUUUCAUGUUGUGCUCUCUCUCUCUCUCUCUCUCUCUCUCUCUCUCUCUCUCUCUCUCUCUCUCUCUCUCUCUCUCUCAUAAUUAGGGCAACUAAUAAUCCUUAGAUUAUGGUUGAACCUUCUUACACCGUGAAGGUCAUAGACUAUAAUCUUAUUUCAUUAACUGCAACUCUAGGCUCUGUGUAUUUAAUACUUAAAUAUCUGGAGAAUGUAGAUUACUAAGGAAUAAAUAUUAUUCCAGCUAUAAACUUUAGUAAAUAUACAGAUAUGUCUUGCAACAUUUGCUUAUAAUAAUUCACUAUUAAGAAUGGAACUAAAACUACAUGAUCCGCUGGGAAUAGUCACAAGUAUAUUUGUUUAAAAUCACUUACGUAUUGUUUAACCAGAACAAUAACAGAUAUUUUAUACAAAACAAAAAAUAUAUAUAAAUGCAAAAAUAAAUCGUUAUAAUAAAAAUAAAAAAGUAUAAGAAUGUACAUUAAUAAUGUUAAAACAUUUAAACAAGUAUAUUAAUAUAGUUUAUUAAUAUACAUCACCCUGAUGCUUGUUUAUGGUGCUUAUGUCUUCUUUUUUUGUAAAGUUCUCAUGAGCUCGGACCCAACCCAAAUACCCGGAAUUGUAUAUUUAUUUAUUUUUUCCUUUAUUUACUUUUAUUUUUGAAUUCAAGGUUACGAAAAAAGAAAAUUGGCUGUAUUAAAAGUAAAUAAGAAAUAUAUAUACAAUACUUUUUAAUAGUCCCUAUUUUUAGCAAAUUCUCCACAGGUAAAUCUCAGAGGAAAAUAUGAACUUUUUGCAGGAAAGAUAAUGGGAGAUAAAUAAUGUACUUGUGUUUUCUCUGCUAUUAGUGUGAUUGAAUUAUUUCAUGAGACCAAUUAAAGUGAGAAUUGUUUUAAAAAAAAU